Messenger RNA from Galendromus occidentalis (western predatory mite), 2841 nucleotides. RefSeq lists its product as uncharacterized. The coding region runs from base 1 to 2841 and encodes 946 amino acids. Lineage: Eukaryota; Metazoa; Arthropoda; Arachnida; Mesostigmata; Phytoseiidae. Gene Ontology annotation, molecular function: nucleic acid binding. The record is from RefSeq and is a predicted model, not a curated record. The transcript is spliced from 2 exons.
AUGAGCGACAUUCAGUUGUACGAAGAGGAGCUCGACCAAUUUGAGGACGACGACGAUGUGAGACUCGAGGAUGCGGUUACGCCGAAGGCCAACCCGCCCGAGCAGCCCGAACCCUCAGCCUCAAUUUUCGAUGGUUUAUUGGAAGACUCAAACGCUCCGGCGAUCAAAUGGGACUGCAAGAAGAUGGCCGAGGAAAUCGCACUGGCGUAUCCCGAACCUCAGGGACUGCAGUUCCUCGUACCAGAACCACUCCGCGACGUUGAGGCCCACCUCAAAGCGAGUAAAGCGUUCCUCGCCCUUAAGGCAGAUACACUUCUCGUCAAGUUGGCUGAAACACACUCUUUGAUGGCACGGCCCUUGACCGACGCCAUGUCGUGCCUUGCUUCCACGCCGGAAACGUUGGAUUCCAAAAUCCUCGCGGAACGACUCUCUGAUAUCACCAAAACCCUCAUCAUCGCGGCUAAACUUACUGAGAACGCGCGCAUCGAAAUAGCUUGUCAGGCUUUUCGAGUUCCAACGUCAACAGCGAAGAUUAAACGGGGUCACUCCCUACUGGGCCAGUCAUUCGCGAAGAACGUUGAACGUUUACGGAAAGAUAAGAAGGUCUUGCUUGGCGAAGACACAUCAACCUCAUCCAUUCAGCGCUAUCGUCCGUACUCUCGUCCAAACCAGGACCGUAGCAUCCAUCGACGUAUUCCAUGGAAGCAACAAGGAAAGAACACCGACUGGUACAGCGCAGCUCCGCGGCACAAUACGUCCAAUACGCCCAACUCUACAUCCAGAGGGUCUGGAAGCUCAGCUACCAACAGUACUUCCAACCAACCAGGUACCUUGUAUCUCUCCCUGGUAGACUUUGCUACCCAAUGGGAACUUCUCACUUCCGACGACUGGAUUCUGAGCACGGUCCGGGGAUACCGCAUCUCCUUCCUUUCCCCUCCUUUCCAACCAUCUUCACCACACCCUAUUCAUUUCUCUCAGGAUGAAACGAAUAACAUGGACACCUUAGUCAACGACCUCCUAGCCAAAGGGGCUAUCAUUCCAGUUACCCCCCAACGGGUGCGCUUCCUCUCAAACCUUUUCUUGGUCGCGAAGAAAGGCACCUCAAAGUUCCGCCCAGUUAUCAAUCUGAAACCUCUUAAUGAAUUCAUCGCCAACGAAAAGUUCAAAAUGGAAGGAUGGUUGGAAAUCAAGGAGGCAGUUUUUCCCGACUGCUACUUUACUCGCAUAGAUCUGAAAGACGCCUUUCUGUCCAUUCCAAUACACACAUCGAGUCAGCCAUACCUCGCAUUCAGAUGGCAGCACAGCACGUACUGCUGGGCCCGACUACCUUUCGGACUGAAAACGAGUCCGCGCGUCUUCACCAAACUACUUAAACCUGUCGCGGCCAACCUACGGCAGCGCGGCGUUGUCCUUAUAGUAUACCUCGACGAUUUUCUCUUGAUCGCAAACUCACCAUCUCGGCUCACAGAGCAUACUGAGGCCACAACAUCACUCCUCCAAUCCUUAGGAUACACAAUCAAUUUUGAAAAGUCCUCUCUAAUCCCUGCACAACGCGUGACGUAUCUGGGCUACAAUAUCGACUCCGCGACAAUGCGGCUCUCAGUACCAGGAGAAAAGCUCCUCCAAAUCAAACGAGACAUCAACUUACUUCUCGAAACUUCAAAUACUACUCUUCGCACACUCUAUCGCGUCCUAGGAAAAUUGAACGCUCUAACAACGAUUGUGCGCUCUCUGCGGUACCACUGUUCCUCCCUGGCCAGGCUCGUCUCGACCACCACCCGCCGAACACGGAACCUCGAGGCCAUAGAACAAUUGCCAUCCGACAUAAGAUCAGAUCUCGAAUGGUGGACAACACAUCUCGAUACGAUCGCUACCGGACCAAUCCGACCGCCGCUAGUUUCAUUAGAAAUUACCUCUGACAGCUCACUGCAGGGCUGGGGCGCUUGGUGUAGCCAUGGAGCUACCGGUGGGGCAUGGAAUGACGAUGAUCGUCAUCUUCAUAUAAAUGCUCUGGAACUUAAGGCAAUUUUUCUGGCGGUACAGAGGCUGGCCAAGGACUGUUCCAAUACUACAAUUGCUAUCCGCACGGAUAACACAAACGCCAUGCACAGUAUUAACAAUUUCGGCUCGCUCCACUCCCCAACACUGAAUUCUUUGUCUCGACAGAUUUGGGCAUGGGCGUUCGAUCGCAACCUCCACCUCAAAGCAACUUACAUUCCUGGAGUGCUUAAUGACAUCGCGGAUACGUUGUCAAGAACAGUGCUAGAUAACCACAGUUACUCUCUACACCAAGCAACCUUCGACCGAUUGAACUCCAUGCAUGGACCUUUCCAAAUCGAUCUGUUCGCUGAUUUCUCGAACCACGAAGUUGACACCUACUUUAGUUGGGUCAAAGACCCCUUCGCAAUCGGCGUAGACGCUUUCCUGUCCCGAUGGGAUUCUUGGACCAACCUCUAUGCCUUCCCUCCAUUCAAGCUGGUUGAUCGAACGCUCUCCUACCUAGAUUCCUUACCCACUUGCGAAUUAACACUAAUAUGCCCCCUUUGGCCGACGCAGCCAUGCUUCCCACGACUCUUACAAAGAUGCAUCGAUCAACCGAUACUUCUUCCAUCGGACAUCAACCUAAUCCUCGACAGAACGAACACUCCUCAUCCACUCAUGGUCAGCCAAAGGCUGCAACUCGUAGCCUGGCGCCUAGCACCCCUGAACUCACACAAGAAGCGACGCGCUUUCUGGAAAACGCUAUCCGCCCAAGUACACGUAGCGCAUACGACUCAUGCCGGCGCGAUUGGGUACGUUGGUGUAGACAACGAGAUACCCCUACACAUAAAAUUCCUUUGA